This is a messenger RNA of Sungouiella intermedia, 180 nucleotides long. The record is from the annotation of a GenBank genome assembly. NCBI's taxonomy places the organism in Eukaryota, Fungi, Ascomycota, Pichiomycetes, Serinales, Metschnikowiaceae.
AUGGCUCAACUUUCAUCUCAAGGCAACAACGCUAUAAUCUACUUGACUUAUGCCUUUCUUCUUGCCACAGGCUUAUUGCUUGCAUGGAAGUUUGGCAACAAGAAUAACUUUUUGGCUUCCAAUGGAACCCAAAGCGGACUUCCUUUGGCUGUCAACUUCAUUGCUUCAGGUACGUAUUAA